Molecule: messenger RNA, 1413 nt
Organism: Psammomys obesus (fat sand rat)
Lineage: Eukaryota; Metazoa; Chordata; Mammalia; Rodentia; Muridae
Gene: Kcnk12
Product: potassium two pore domain channel subfamily K member 12
Exons: 2
Coding region: 60-1352 (430 amino acids)
Biological process (GO): stabilization of membrane potential; potassium ion transmembrane transport
Cellular component (GO): membrane
Molecular function (GO): potassium ion leak channel activity
Source: RefSeq, a predicted model, not a curated record
GGGGAUGUCACGGCCCCGGCUCCGAGCGCCGCCCCAGCCCCGGGGCUGAGCUGCGGACCAUGUCCUCCCGCAGCCCCCGGCCCCCGCCCCGCCGCUGCCGCCGCCGCCUGCCGCGCCCCUCCUGCUGCUGCUGCUGCUGCCGCCGCUCGCACCUCAACGAGGACACCGGCCGCUUCGUGCUCCUGGCCGCGCUCAUCGGCCUCUACCUGGUGGCGGGCGCCACCGUCUUCUCCGCGCUCGAGAGCCCGGGCGAGGCGGAGGCGCGGGCGCGCUGGGGCGCCACGCUGCGCAACUUCAGCGCGGCGCACGGCGUGGCGGAGCCCGAGCUGCGCGCCUUCCUCCGGCACUACGAGGCCGCGCUGGCCGCCGGGGUCCGCGCCGACGCGCUGCGUCCGCGCUGGGACUUCCCCGGAGCCUUCUACUUCGUGGGCACCGUGGUGUCGACCAUAGGUUUCGGCAUGACCACCCCAGCCACGGUGGGCGGGAAGGCCUUCCUCAUCGCCUACGGACUGUUCGGCUGCGCGGGGACUAUCCUGUUCUUCAACCUCUUCCUGGAGCGCAUCAUCUCGCUGCUGGCCUUCAUCAUGCGCGCCUGCCGGGAGCGCCAGCUGCGCCGCAGCGGCCUGCUGCCCGCCUCCUUCCGCCGCGGCUCGGCGCUGUCGGAGGCGGACAGCCUGGCGGGCUGGAAGCCCUCGGUGUACCACGUGCUGCUCAUCCUGGGCCUGUUCGCAGUGCUGCUGGCCUGCUGCGCCUCGGCCAUGUACACCAGCGUGGAGGGCUGGGACUACAUGGACUCGCUCUACUUCUGCUUCGUCACCUUCAGCACCAUCGGCUUCGGGGACCUGGUGAGCAGCCAGCACGCCGCCUACCGGAACCAGGGGCUCUACCGCCUAGGCAACUUCCUCUUCAUCCUGCUCGGCGUGUGCUGCAUCUACUCGCUCUUCAACGUCAUCUCCAUCCUCAUCAAGCAGGUGCUCAACUGGAUGCUGCGCAAGCUGAGCUGCCGCUGCUGCACGCGCUGCUGCCCGGCGCCCGGCGCGCCCCUGGCACGGCGCAACGCCAUCACCCCGGGCUCCCGGCUGCGCCGUCGCCUGGCCGCGCUGGGCGCCGACCCCGCCACCCGCGACAGCGACGCCGAGGGCCGCCGUCUGUCGGGCGAGCUCAUCUCCAUGCGCGACCUCACGGCGUCCAACAAGGUGUCGCUGGCGCUGCUGCAGAAGCAGCUGUCCGAGACGGCCAACGGCUACCCGCGCGGCGUGUGCGUCAACACGCGCCAGAACGGCUUCUCGGGCGGCGUGGGCGCCCUGGGCAUCAUGAACAACCGGCUAGCAGAGACCAGCGCCUCCAGGUAGAGCGGCCUACCGCCCCCAGCGCCGCGGACCCGGCCCGGGCUGCGCGCCGCCGGGCGGCUUU